GGAAGUCCAGGAGAUUCUUUGGAGGGCCAAGUUUGCCUAUGCCUGAUCCAAAUCUUUUACCUCUCCAUUACGUCCAAAAGUCACCGUUAAACUGCAAGCGUUAUUUACAAUGGUUUUAAAGAUAAAUUAUAAAUGUUCCCCAUUCCUUAUUAAAUUUCUGGUCUUGCUGAUUUCUGACUCUUCCAGUCAUUUUAGCCAUUUUGGCAUAAUCCAUCAUUCUUCUCUGGUGGGGACUUUUAUCUUCUUUCCAUAUCUGGGCCAAUAAUGUAUGUGGUUGCAUACAUAAUUAGCCUUUUCUGAUCCCUUGGGAUUUCGGCACCUAGAAUUCCUAAAAGAAAAGCUUUGGGUUUUUUUUUUUAGAAAAAGUUAUUUUAAACAUUUUUUCAACUCUUAAAUCAUUUCCCAGCACUUCACAUUUCAAACCCUAUCUCAUUGACUUGGUGGGUUUUCCUCCCUUUAUCUCACAAACUGCCCUAAUGUCAGUCAUAUUUUCUGUGGUAACUUCUCUCAAUGCAGCAUAAAGAUAUAUUUAUCUUUAAAAUGAGGUUUUCCUUACCAGCUGCAUCCAAGAGCAAGCCCUCAAAAUAUGUGACACUUCAGGUAUCUUGCUCCUGAGCCUCCUUGCUGGAAGUAAAACAAACCAAUGCGAUUUUAUUUACCUGCAAAUAUUAAUUCUAUGUAAAUACGAAUACGAAAUGACAACAAACGAAUCUGCAUACACACUGAGAAAAUUGACUACUGGCAACUGGCCGGUACUGUACUCCAUUUAUUUUAAAUAGUUGAGUCACUUUCCUAUUAAAAGUGCCCAGAGUAUCUGUCAAUUAAACAACCAGAACUUUGUAAUGCUAUAUCUAUUUUUAAAUAGUAAAAAGAGAGAGAGAGCAAACUUGGUAGACUGAGUAAUUUUUGUCCUGCUAACCUGGAUGGCAGCUGUAAUAGCAUUGUUACUCAAGUUCUGAGUCUGUUUUGGUGAGUUUGUUUUAUGUUUUAAUAAUACUGAUCUUUUAAUUUAAGAAAAUACUUAAUAUUUUUAAUUGUUGUAAGCCAGAGGGCAUCUGCACAGUCCCCUCCCUCCACUGAAAUUAGACUUAAAGGAAGCAUUCUAUUGUAGUCAAUAGUAUAGGUUGUGACCUGCACUUGUAGUUGUGUGUGUUUGGCACCAGGCACAGUUUUUGCAGUCUGCAAAUUUGCCCACCGGCCCAAAAAGGUUAGCAACCCCUCUAUGUAAGCUGCUUUUUUUUGUUCAGGAAAGCAUCCUAUAAAUAUUUUAGGAUACUAAAUAAAUAAAGAAGACUUAGGGUAAGAUCAAUGUGACAGCAGACAAGGAAACCAGUGGAGAGAUUGCAGGACCAUAAUUCAGUUAAAAGCCUUGGCUAAGUUGAAUGGGUUUUGUCUACCCCAGGCAUCCCCAAACUUCAGCCCUCCAGAUGUUUUGGACUACAAUUCCCAUCAUCCCCGACCACUGGUCCUGUUAGCUAGGGAUCAUGGGAAUUGUAGGCCAAAACAUCUGGAGGGCCGCAGUUUGGGGGUGCCUGGUCUACCCUAACAAUGAGGCUCCUGCCUCAGUCUACCCAGGAGGGUAUGGUGCCACUAGAUUGGAAAGCCAGCUGUAUCAGCUUCAACUCUUGAGACGUUCAGUUCUCUCCAGUGGAUAGUGAAAUAUAUACAUGUUUGCAACUUUUAUAUACCAGAGAACAACAUUGCACAUCGCCAGCAUAUUUUAUUGACGUGGUGGGCUCAUAUCUAUUCAUGAAUGUUAUAAACUUUACCCUGUCUAUAUUUUUCUCUAUAAGUGUGUUUAAAAAUUAUACUGUCUUCUAACGAAGUAUUUGAAACCUGACAACUUGGCUCAAAUGAAGACUAAAUAUAGAUGGAAAGCACACUGUGUUUCAGAGCUAAGCUUGUGGGUUUAGUUGAGACACUCCAAUACUGGAUUUAUUUUCAGAUCUUUGGUGUGAUGGAGAGUUCUUCCGUGGAAAGUGACUUGCAAAACUUUCAUAAAGAAAGGAAACUUUAUGCAGUUGAUUCUUUGAACAACCUAAAUGAACAAAAUCUUUGUGCAGAUCGAUAUCGGCACGCUGCAGUCUGGGAAGAGAACUUACACAGUCAGAGGUGUUUGACAAUUCAAAACGGCAUGAGAUGCCAAAGCUGGUUCUUUGUCACAUUGAUCAUUACUUUAAUUGUCAGCUUGGCACUAGUUUCUUUUGUAAUAAUCUUAAUAGUUCACACUGGAGACAAGAUGGAUGAAGUGUCAAGAAAAUUAGUGGUAGAAAAGAAGAGCAUUGAUGACCUUAAGGAAUUAAACGACAUGAUUUUGCAAUACCUUAAUCAGACAGAAUGGAUGGGGAGUAUAGGAAACUUCAGCACAAAUCAAGCAAGGGAUCCAGGCUAUUGACUAAGGGAAUUCUGAGCAGCUGGAAGGAACAGGAGAGUGUGCCAUUUUUGCAAUAAAAUCCACUCAGUAUACUUACCUAAUUCCUGACCUCUGUGCAACAAAGCUUUUUAUUAAUAAUUCUGUAGGCUCCAUAACUCUUAAGAGUGAACUUUAAAAAGCCUGCUAAGCAUUUGUUUCUAGAACUACGGUGCAUUGGUGCAAUGCAGUUUCUAGGUUCUUGUUCAUUCCUUAGUUAUAUGGAUGAGCUUAGUUAAAAUACGUCUGAUUUUGAGGUGAUGCAUCUAGAUCCCACAUUUGCAGAUGGUGAAACAUCCUGUAUUGUGGUUCCUGUUUCUUGUUCACUGUAAACAUAAAAAUUAGCAUCUGCUUUCUCUAAGGUUGCAUAUGUUUAUAGUGGCACAUCAUAAAGUGCCUGCUUUGUCUUGUGUUAUAAAAUUUGCAAGUGAAGGUAGAUGGGAUUUACUCCUUUGCAAAGCACACUUUAGGUUUAUUAUUAUUAUUAUUAUUAUUAUUAUUAUUAUUAUUAUUAUACAAUUAAGGCAAGCCUUCAUUUGCAUGAGUGCAAAUGUUUGGCUGGUUUCACACAUGUGUAUACAUCACAUGCUUUCUCAAAACUUUCAAGAUUCUCAGCCAAAUGUGCGAAUCGUCUCUGUUGAAAAGCAUUGUUUGAUAUGACAUCUAGUGAUAUGAAAGUUCUAUCUAUAGUGAUUAAUCUGUUCAAUGAAGGCUGCUUGAUCUCAGACAUAGCACCGGGUAGAUACUUUUGAAAGUCCCUCCCAGCUGUUAUUGCAUGCUAGAUGUGCUUCUUGUAGUAAACAGCAUUUGGGAGUAAAUAGCAGUGUGUGAGGAUCUUUUGGCAGGAAACAAUUGCAUAUCCCAAUGAAGUGUAUGUGGGUUCCCACAAGGCAAGAGACAGUGAUAACAGCAAGAACCUUUAUUGAACUACAUAACUGGGAAACAGAGGCAAAGCAACUGCUUAUAUACAUUUCUGAAAGCCUGGGCCAACGUGAUUGGCUGUAUAAACUCCCAAGCUGCAAAUCACGACUCAGAGUUCAGGGGCCAAUGGCAGAGGCCCAAAUCCUGAAAUGUUCUGAGAUUGGACAUCAUGCAUCGAAUCAGAACACAGCAGCUCAGAAUCCUUAGUCCAGACUCAAGCUCAGGCGAACACAGAUCACUGAAUACAUAACAGUCCCCAUUCUGGGUUCAGAGCAUGUUCCAGAUUGAAGCCCUGUGCCUGCUUUUUCUUCAAAAUGAAAGUGGAGACUUUAAGCACUUUUAUUUUAUAAAAAUCUUGUUUAUUGUAACAUGUACCUUGGCCCUCAUUGACACUAUUGACUCUUUUUGUGCAUGGCUCUUGUGGUAAUUUUCCAGAAAUGCAGAAGUGUUCUUCUUGUGUGUGUUUGCUUUUUAUGUUUGCAUGCCAGCAAUCAGGGACUCCCCAGGUUGCACUACGGGUAUACUAACACUACACAAAAUGAGUGACAACCAGGCAUGUAUAGACUAUGGGAAUAUCUCUAUGGAUUAAGAGGUUUACGGUACCUGCCAUGCUCACCUCUUGUAUAACUAUGAUUUAUGAAAAUGCAAUCCCAAAGAAAGCAAAAGUCAUUGUCAGAUGGUACUGAAUCAAAUACAGUACUGUAUUUCUGAAAUCGUGACAACUCAACGUUGUAAAAAUCAGGUGCUUAGCUAAGAGUCCAGCUCUGGCAUGAUUACAGUUAGCGCUUCCUGCCAAAAGGGGAGGAAAAACAUCCAAGCAGUUUACAGUCUGCAGCCAGUUCGAGCUUUAUAACAAAGGAUUCACAUACAGAGAUGAAUCGUAAACAACUACAUUUGCUUAUCAGAACCAGCUCCAGCGUUUUCAGUUCAGGAAUGGAUUUAUAUAAUUGCAUUUCCUGACUAUUUGCUGUCUUCUAGACUGGUUUGCCACUGUUUGCAAUGCACUUCACGAUGUACUGAUUUAAUGUCCUGAAUUGCAAUGAGCUUGUUCCAAAGGAAUGAGACUCACAUCCAUGCAGUCAAUUUAUGUUGCAGAUGAGUGGAAAGGCACAUUCAACAUUUAUCAAUAAUUAUGGUUUCUUUUGUUUCCCACUUGUAUCCUCUCCUUAGCAACCCUUCACUCCACUUUUAUCCAGGCUGAGGAAUAUAGCUUACCAGCAAAGUGACAAGGCACCAUUAAUAAGCUUAAAGUAGAAAACAUUUUCAUUAGGAUUUAUAGCAGCUAUUGAAUCAGCUGAAGUUUGGGAUUAUGCCGAAAAGAGAGAAAACUAUAUCACAUAAUAGUUUGGGAUUAUGCCGAAAAGAGAGCAAAUUACAUCACAUAACCACUGCACUGAAGAACCAAAAUGAAUCCGAAGGUCAUCUUGUCCAAUUUCCUACUGUAAGAAUUUUCAUAUUGUUACAAGCUCUCUAUCCUUGUCCAAGUGGGGAUAAAUGGUUUCUGCGGCAGAACUACAGGAGUUAAUUUUCUUGUGAUGAAAGAAUACUCUUUGCUCCCUUUCCUCAGUUCUGAUGGGUAUGUCAUUUCAAAAGCUGGAGAGCAAUACCCAGCUAUCAGGAGAUUGAUUGUAUUUGAUCGUUAGUGCCCACUGCUGAAAAACCAACUGGUACACCCUGUAUGGAACAAUCAACUCUACAAAGAGCAGCUGACUAUCAGCUGUAAAAAAAUAGCCAUCUAGAGAACAGCACCUACAAUCUGGAGUAUAGUGUGCCAUAAAAGAAACAACAGGACCCCAACCUAAAAAUAUUUAUGUGCGUUGAUGGGUGUGGGCAAGAAUCUCAAUGCUUCCAGGGCUGUUAGUUCAGACAGUACUGUAUAACUGUUGCAAAGAACGCCAAACACAUUCACCAGACAGCUGGAUGUUUCUCUUCUCUCCCUACAGCAUGCUUUUACAUGGGCAGAAUCUGAUCCAGAAAAGCAAUUUGUAAAUAAAAGUCAAUGAAUACCUUGCCAAGUUGAGGUGCAGGACUGAGCAAA
Zootoca vivipara (common lizard) is the source of this 5369-nucleotide messenger RNA. NCBI's taxonomy places the organism in Eukaryota, Metazoa, Chordata, Lepidosauria, Squamata, Lacertidae. The record is from RefSeq and is a predicted model, not a curated record.